Periophthalmus magnuspinnatus is the source of this 2498-nucleotide messenger RNA. RefSeq names its product tetratricopeptide repeat protein 31-like. NCBI's taxonomy places the organism in Eukaryota, Metazoa, Chordata, Actinopteri, Gobiiformes, Gobiidae. The record is from RefSeq and is a predicted model, not a curated record. Gene Ontology annotation, molecular function: RNA binding; protein binding. Bases 69 to 1778 code for a protein of 569 amino acids. The transcript is spliced from 18 exons.
ACAGCGAGUCUCCAGCGGCACUGCUAGCAUCACAGCACUCUGGCUAAUAGAGGAAAUACAAGCUAGUCAUGUCUUUUGGUCAUAGACAGGCAGCAUAUUUUGCAGGAGUAAAAAGGAUUCAUGAUUUCGUUUCUGGACACCCUGAUAUUGAAGGUUUUAUACAUGAAAGUGUUCUUGCUCAACUGCAAGACGUACGAUUUUAUGAGAAUUUCACCAAAGAUGACUGGAAGGACUCUAGUGAUGAUGAUUCAUAUUGGGCCCAAGAAAGUGAUGCAGAAAGGAAGGCUGGAUCAUUAUUAGAUGAGAAGAAAAUUAAAGAGAAGGCAGAAAAGAAGCGCCUGAAAAAACAACGACAAAAAGAAAGAAAACGGCUUGAAAAGCAACAGAAUGCUACACAAGAUGAUAAGAUUAAGGAUACAACUUCAGAAAUAUGUAACACGGAUAAAGAAUAUUUAAACCUUAGAAAUAUGGCUUCAUCUUUAGAUGCCGAAAGCAGUGACAACAUUUCAGAUGGAUCCGGUAAUGAAGAUGAGGGAUUGGAUUUGACAAGUAGUUUUGUUACUAAAGCUGCUGAAAUUGCUAAACGUCAGUUAGAGCAAAAACAGGAAAUCAAAGAUAAAAAGAAGUCUCCAGUUAAAGAAGCCAAAACUCCAGAAAAGCCACAUGAAGCAAAUCAUGAUGUAAAUAAGCCAUUUUCCAGCCCUAAAAUGGAGGACUUUGUUAAAAUAAGUGCUGAAUUUGCAAUGUUUGGUAAUAAACUAGCUGCUGCCGGAGAUUAUAAAAUGGCUGUUAAGUAUUUCACAGAUGCUAUUAAAUACAAUCCGACAGAGUAUAGGUUAUUUGGAAAUCGCGCAUUUUGUUUUGAAAGAAUGCAAGAGUAUGAGAAGUCUUUAAGUGACGCACAGUUGUCUCUGAGUAUGAGUCCUGGCUGGGUUAGAGGGCUGUUUAGAAAAGGCAGAGCACUGGCUGGGCUCAAGCGGUACGAGGAGGCAGCCUGUGCAUUCAUGGAGAUUAUUGAAUUAAACGGCUCUAGCCCAGAAGCAGCUCAAGAACUGAUGAAUGUACAAAUUUCACAACUAAUGGUGAAUGGCUUUACUCGGGAACAGAGUUCAAAUGCUUUAGUAAUCCAUGGGAAUGUAGAAAAAGCUCAGGAAGUGCUGUCAAAGUUGAACAAACUACAGGUGUCCCCACCUGCCCCUGUCCCAGUGCAACAGGUGGCCAACAUGACUGGAGUAUCCCCAGGCCUUUCCGCCAAAGCGGCUGCUGCUCCCUGCCCUCUUCUUCCUCCAGCCCAGGAUGCAUCAAAGACCCACCCUCCUGAGAAAAAGCCUCUUAUCCCAGUCCAGAACCAGCAAAGCCAGCCCAAACCAAAUGCCCCUGUGGCCCUGAAGUCCAGUCAUGUAGCACAAGCACCAGAGCUGUUUCCAGUGUGGGUGGGAAACUUGUCUCUUUCUGUUACUGAAAACUCAUUAAGAAAUCUUUUUAACAAGGUUGGAACAGUUUAUAGUAUUAAACAACUUCCUGCUAAACGCUGUGCUUUUAUUAACUAUACUCAACAGCAGCACUGUGACGAUGCAAUUUGGAGAUAUCAUGGAUUUGAGUUAAUGGGCUCUAAGCUUGCAGUGAGAUACCCAGACCGGAUCCCCCCUGGUCUGAACAUAUCCAAAGCAGCCCACAUAUCUAACAAUAUACCAGAUGACAUUUUAAGGCAUGAUCUAUAUGCAGCUGGGAGAAAUGGCAAACCUUAUCACAACUAUAGAGAUCCACACAAGUAUUGACAGUAGUGCUGAAUUAUAGUAUAAUUUUACUGCAGCACGAACAAUCCUGCCACAACUAUUUACUUUUUCAUUUAAGAUCACUUCUGUUUUUUAAAUGGUGCCAACAUUUGAGUAGAUUUUUAAGUAUUCAUUUUUUAUGUUUUAGAUGGACAGUAUUAUAAUUAUCAAUGCAUUGCACUAUAAGUAUGAGUAUAUUAGUGUAAACUUCACUUUUGAUUUGUUGUACCAAGAGAAAUGGGUUGAAGACUAAUGUCCUGGAAAAUAUUUACAUUUCAAUCCUAAAUAAACAAAUGUUCUUUAUUUAAUUUUAUUCUUUUAGGUUUUAGUGCGUUAUGUUUUAACAAAAUCAACUUUGAAUCAGGUGUUUUGCAUUUACUUUUCAUUGUCAUAAAAAUACAUCGGAAUUGUAUCACGAUUACGUUUAUUUAACAAAUUGAUGUUUUGAUCUUAACCAAAAUUCAUGAAAUUGUGGAUUUCUGAUAAAUGGAGCUACCAACUUGUACCAGUAGAGGGCAGUACAUACCAAUAACACCCGUUUGUUCCUGCGUAUUUUCUUUUGUCUUGAUCAACUAACAAAUAUGUAUUUUUAUGAAAUACAUACUGGCUAAUAGAUACUGUGCAACACCAAUGUGAUUAUGUGUAAGACAUUACGAGGCAUAAGCUGUGUACACUGUUAAUAUCAGUGGUUGUUUUUCCAAUAAAAUCAGUAUUCAUAUUUUU